This is a messenger RNA of Sceloporus undulatus (fence lizard), 3935 nucleotides long. It is a transcript of the gene SPG7, whose product is annotated as SPG7 matrix AAA peptidase subunit, paraplegin. Gene Ontology annotation, cellular component: m-AAA complex; membrane. Gene Ontology annotation, biological process: mitochondrial protein processing; protein-containing complex assembly. NCBI's taxonomy places the organism in Eukaryota, Metazoa, Chordata, Lepidosauria, Squamata, Phrynosomatidae. The record is from RefSeq and is a predicted model, not a curated record. Gene Ontology annotation, molecular function: metalloendopeptidase activity; ATP binding; ATP hydrolysis activity.
GAGGCUCGUUGAUUGGGCGCCAGCAGCCAAGAUGGCGGCGCCCGCCUGGCCUUCCUCCCCCGGACGCUGCCUGCUUCUCCUGCUGGUCCUCCGUUAGAGGCCCCGGGGCGCCUGGCAGGAUGGCCGGGGCGGCUUCGCUGAUGGAGCUCCUCCGGAGGAGCCGCUUGGCGUUGCUGCGGAGGAGGCUGCCAGGAGCAGGAGGGCUUCUCGGGGGCCCUACGCUCCGAAAAGGCCUCGGAGGCAGAGCAGCAGCAGCAGCAGCAGGAGGAGGAGGAGGCCUUGAGAGCCUUCUGCUGCAAAUGCUUUCUCCCGCAUCUGGACAACUUGCGCAGUCUGUAGCAAAAAGGCAGUUUGCUCCCUUCUACCUCUGGAAACUUCUGGAGAACACUUGCUAUUUUUCUACAUCUGGUUCUCGUCACAAUGGCGGCGGCAGUGGCGGAUCCAAAGGGAAAUCCCCAGAGGAAGAUGAGGAGGAAAAGAGACGCCGGGAGAGGGAGGACCAGAUGUAUCGGGAGCGCUUGAGGACCCUUUUCCUCAUUGCUGUUAUCAUGAGCCUGCUGAACUCCUUGAGCACCAGUGGGGGCAACAUAUCCUGGAACGACUUUGUGAAUGAGAUGCUGGCAAAAGGCGAAGUGCAGCGAGUUCAGGUGGUGCCGGAAAGUGAUAUUGUAGAAAUCUACUUGCAUCCCGGCGCAGUUGUCUUUGGACGGCCUAGGCUUGCUCUGAUGUAUAGAAUGCAGGUAGCCAACAUUGACAAGUUUGAGGAGAAGUUGCGAGCAGCCGAAGAUGAGCUGAACAUUGACCUGAAGGACAGGAUCCCUGUCUCCUACAAGCGCACUGGCUUCUUUGGGAAUGCCCUCUACGCUUUGGGGAUGGCUGCUGUGGGUGUCGGCAUCCUAUGGUACAUUUUUCGCCUGGCCGGGAUGGCAGGAAGGGAAGGAGGCUUCAGUGCCUUUAACCAGCUGAAAAUGGCUCGUUUUACUAUUGUGGAUGGCAAAUCUGGGAAAGGGAUCCGUUUCAAAGAUGUGGCAGGGAUGCACGAGGCCAAAAUGGAAGUCAAAGAGUUUGUGGAUUAUUUGAAGAGCCCAGAUCGCUACUUGCAGCUUGGUGCUAAAGUGCCCAAGGGUGCCCUCUUGCUUGGACCACCAGGCUGUGGCAAGACCUUAUUGGCAAAGGCCGUAGCGACCGAGGCCCAAGUGCCAUUUCUGGCAAUGGCUGGCUCUGAAUUUGUGGAGGUGAUUGGAGGUCUCGGAGCAGCUCGUGUGCGGAGUCUCUUCAAAGAAGCCCGAGCACGUGCGCCAUGCAUCGUUUACAUCGAUGAAAUAGACGCUGUUGGGAAGAAGCGCUCCACCAACAUGUCAGGCUUCUCCAACACAGAGGAAGAGCAGACCUUAAACCAGCUGCUGGUAGAAAUGGACGGUAUGGGGACCACUGAUCACGUUAUAGUGCUGGCAUCCACCAACCGGGCAGAUAUUUUGGAUAAUGCCCUUAUGAGACCUGGGAGGCUCGACCGUCACAUUUUUAUUGAUCUGCCCACUCUCCAGGUACAGGAGGCGAGAGAUCUUUGAAGGCAGCAUCUCAAAGGCCGGAAACUGUCCCAGGUCGGCAGCUUUAUUCCCAGCGCUUUGGCUGAGCUCACGCCAGGAUUCCCGCGGUGUGUGUCUGUUUUUCCACCUGUAGGAGCUGACAUAGCCAACAUCUGUAAUGAGGCAGCCCUCCAUGCUGCAAGGGAGGGUCAUAAAUCCAUCCAUACCUUCAAUUUUGAGUAUGCUGUGGAGAGAGUCAUUGCAGGAACUGCUAAAAAGAGCAAAAUCCUGUCUCAGGAGGAGCGAAGGGUAGUGGCAUUUCAUGAAUCAGGUCAUGCGCUUGUGGGCUGGCUCCUGGAGCACACCGAGGCAGUGAUGAAGGUUUCCAUAGCUCCACGCACCAAUGCUGCCUUGGGCUUUGCCCAGAUCCUGCCAAGGGAUCAGUACCUCUUUACCAAGGACCAGCUUUUUGAGCGGAUGUGCAUGGCCCUGGGAGGGAGAGUUUCAGAAGCCAUUACAUUUAAUAAAGUUACAACAGGAGCCCAGGAUGACCUGAGGAAAGUAACCAAGAUAGCCUACUCAAUGGUGAAGCAAUACGGGAUGGUGCCCAACGUUGGGCAUCUCUCCUUUCCAGAUCAAGAAAGUGCUCCAGGGAUUGGGCGACGUCCUUUCAGCCAUGGGCUCCAGCAGAUCAUGGACCAUGAAGCAAAGAUGCUGGUGGCCCAAGCCUACAGGCGUACAGAGAAACUGCUGCUGGACAAUCGGGACAAACUGAAGGCGCUGGCUGACGCCCUCCUGGAGAAGGAAGUAAUCAACUACGACGACAUUGAAGCCCUGCUUGGGCCUCCUCCACACGGGCCCAAGAAAAUGAUCAGCCCUCAGAGCUGGAUUGAAGCUGAGAAGGAUAAACAGGAUGUGGGAGAGGAGGAGCCGUCCCAGCAGCCCCGGGGACAGGAGGAGGAGGAGGAGGAGGCCAACCUGAGACUGGUUUCAAACAAGUUCAUGCUGUAGAACGUAAGAAGAAACUAAAGGCAACUCAAGGUGCAAGACGAGUGCCUCCUUCCCUGGGUGUUGGCUGUUCUGCUCAGAUUCCGGAACGAUGGAUGGGGUUCAGCUUUUCUCAGUCCAGGAACCAAGGAGGCCAGAGUGUGGUCUAUGGCCUGGGGUUUCUCCCUUGGCUUUAUGCCACAUUGCCAUUUCUCUGGGAGGGCCCCCAACAUCUCUGGAUCAGCAGGUGAGGCUCCUGGGAGAGAGUGCUCAGCCAUUCCAGGCAGGACCAGCCCUUGGGUGAUGGGUCUCCCACAGCUGCUGGUCUCUGCUUUGUGUUACUUCUUGCCAGCGGCACACAGGAGAAUCCCCAGUUACCACCAGAGCAGCGAAGAUGGGAAUACCUCCCACAGCUGUGUAUCUGUGCCUUUGGUACCAGGGCCCAGUCUUUCUCAUUUUCUUAUUCAUUUUAAUACAUCUCUUGAGAAGUGGAGAAUCUGUUGGUGGCUGUAAAGGAUGAGAGGUCCUAUUAGCUAUAUUACCAGGUCUGGCCAUAAACUGAAGGGCAGGCAGCAACCCUGGUAAAGUUUGGCUCCCAGGAGUAACUUUGCAAGGGAAGAGUCCACAAGCCUUUGUGAGAAUCUGCAUAUAGAGGCCUGUGUGUCCAAAGCAAUUGUGGCUGGGGAUGUAUUGGCUCUUCCCUGCUGCGGAGUAAACAGCUCUGUGUGUGUGUCUGGGAGAGCGCACGAGAAAGAGAACACGCUUAUGUGCAUGAUCUCCCUCAUUCUCUUCCCCAGCUCCUUAAUGUGGAUUAUUUCCAUGAGGAUUACUGUCUGUAUCCCUGAACAACCCUUGUCCAGAUUUUCCUGCUGCCAACAUGUAAUUUGUAAUUCUCAGGCUUCCUCUUCCAAAUCCCUCCCAUGCGCUUGGAUGUGUGGUCACUCGUUUGCGAUUGCGUGCACUUCCUCACUUGUGUGUUCUCUCUCUCUCCCCACACCCACCCUGAGAGUAAACCCAGUGUAGAGGGAGGGAGUUAGUCUUCAGAAGGGUUGAAGGCAUAAUAAUCCUCCUGACUCACUUCAGAGUGCUCCAUAGAGCAGCCAGGGCCUCUCUGUAGGUCUCCCCCUUCCUCCGUCUCCCCAGCGGCGGCCCUGGCAGAAGACUUCCCAGCAGCCUAUGUCUACCACCUAGCGGGCUCUUCAUAAACCUGCAGCCAAACUGCGGUUGCUGAAUUGUGAUGGCUGCCUCCCAGACACACUGGCAGCAGCUCCACUUUAGCACAAGAAGGUGGAUUGCUCACCCUGGAAGACAUUUAGGAUCGUGGGAGUGCUUGAAUUGUUCCAGGUCAUGGAUGUAGAUUGUCUUGCUUAGAUGGGAGAGGUUCCUGUGGCUUCUUGUCAAGAAAAUAAAAGGUUGAAAACU